This is a messenger RNA of Diaporthe citri, 1398 nucleotides long. RefSeq lists its product as uncharacterized. The record is from RefSeq and is a predicted model, not a curated record. Lineage: Eukaryota; Fungi; Ascomycota; Sordariomycetes; Diaporthales; Diaporthaceae. Gene Ontology annotation, molecular function: phosphatidylserine decarboxylase activity. The coding region runs from base 1 to 1398 and encodes 465 amino acids. Gene Ontology annotation, cellular component: mitochondrion. Gene Ontology annotation, biological process: phosphatidylethanolamine biosynthetic process. The transcript has 2 exons.
AUGUUCAUCCACUUUUGCGUUAAGUCAGAACCAAACCGACCCCCCGUGGCCAACGCCUGGGCAGGUGGCUGCCAAGGGACCGCAGAACCAUCAAACAAUGGGGUUGCCCAGAAAGCCGAAGCAGCGCGCAAGGUCCCGGACAGGAAAUCGCUGGAGGGCGGCGCACCAGUUAAUCCAAGUCUCGCUAGGUUCCAGAAGAUUGUGGUCGAAAGCCCGUAUUUGCUCAAGCUCGCGAACGACAUGUUCACAGAGGCCUCGAGCAAGUAUCCCGAAGACCCUGUUGGGAACUGCGCCAUCAAAUCGUUCCGCGAAUUCAUCUAUGUGGUAGACCUUGUCAUUCAGUCCGGCCCGGAGUUCUUCAACAAGGCAGAGCCUGAGACAGCCAUGGACUACAUCGGGUUCCCCAUCAAUGCCCUCCUCGAUUGGCCGAUGGGCACUGUCUCAGGAUAUGAGUUUUUCCUUCAGCGGACGGUCAACGACGCGCUCAGGGAAGUGCUCUGCUCCUGGGGCAAGUUCCUCGGCACCCCGGGCUCAAAGGCGUGCCUUGACGGCUGGCUGUCAGAUACGGCGCAGGAGCUGAUCGCGGCCGAGGCAAACAUCGGCGGCACUUCGUACACUUUCAAGGAUCUCUUCAUCUGCCCGGACGCCUCCGGCACGCACCUCGGCUUUGACUCGUGGGACGCGUUCUUCGUGCGAGAGUUCCGCAGCGGCAUCCGCCCCGUCGCGGCUCCAGACGACGGCGGCCCAAACCCGCUGUCCCAUGACCCGACCCUCGUCAUCACCAACGCGUGCGAGUCGGCGCCCUUGCAGGUCCGGACAGAGGUCAAGCUUCUCGACACUUUCUACCUCAAGGGCCAGCCAUACUCCCUGGGCAACAUGCUCAACUGCGGCGCGCGCACGGACGACUUUGUGGGCGGCACUGUCUACCAGGCCUUUCUCAGCGCACUCAGCUACCACCGCUGGCACGCCCCCGUCGGCGGCAGGGUUGUAGGAAUCGAGUCCGUCCCGGGGACGUACUACAGUGAGAAUUGGUAUGAGGGGCUCGCCGGGGCGCAGGAUCCGGAUAAGGCCGAUCCCCUGGCUGCGUGUAAUUCGCAGCCAUAUCUCAGUGCCGUUGCGACGAGGACUAUCAUCUACAUCGAGGCCAGGAACCCCAGAAUCGGGCUGAUGGCGGCCGUGUUCAUCGGCAUGGCCGAGGCUUCUAGCUGCGAGGUCACUGUGGAGGAGGGGGAGGACAUCACAAAGGGCCAGGAGCUGGGCAUGUUCCAUUUCGGAGGUAGCUCGCACUGCUUGGUGUUCCGGCCUGGGGUUGGUAUGCACUUCGUGCACCCGGGGCCUUGGGAUAUGGACCAUGAGCAGAACUUCGCUGUGAGGAGUGCGUUGGCUGUGGCUGUCUAG